AUGGAGGUAGUCUCGGCUGGGAGUCCCAGCGCCGCCAAGUCUGAGGGGGCCGAGGCAACGCCCACCCCGCCACCCGCCUCCCCGCCAGCCCUCACCCCGGCGCCUGCCGCGGACGAAGACGACCCGCUGCCUUUGCCCGAGGCGGGCAUGACUCCCGGCUGCUCGGGCUCCCGGCCCCCCGAGCUGGAGCUGCAGCGCGGCCUGGGUCGCUUGAGAGGCAGCUUCGAGGACGACGACGAGGAGUUGGAGGAGGAUGAGGAGAUGGAGGAGGAAGAGGAGGAGGAGGAAGAAGAGAUGCGCGACUUCUCCCUGAGGUUGGAGGGUGGCCGGCCGGACUCAGAGGAUGAGGAGGAGCGCCUGAUUAACCUCUCUGAGCUGACCCCGUAUAUCCUGUGUUCCAUUUGCAAAGGUUACUUAAUAGAUGCAACUACCAUUACAGAAUGCCUUCAUACCUUUUGUAAAAGCUGCAUUGUAAGACAUUUUUACUACAGCAACAGAUGUCCAAAAUGCAACAUCGUAGUACAUCAGACACAACCUCUUUAUAACAUAAGGUUGGACCGACAGUUACAAGACAUAGUGUACAAAUUAGUCAUCAAUCUAGAGGAAAGUGAAAAAAAGCAAAUGCAUGAUUUCUAUAAAGAAAGAGGUCUAGAAGUGCCCAAACCUGCUGUUCCCCAGCCAGUCUCUUCAAGCAAAGGAAGAUCUAAGAAAGCCCUAGAGUCAGUGUUUCGUAUUCCACCUGAGCUUGACAUGUCUUUAUUACUGGAGUUCAUUGGUGCUAAUGAAGGUACAGGACAAUUUAAGCCAUUGGAAAAGAAGUUUGUUCGAGUUUCAGGAGAAGCAACUAUAGGACAUGUAGAAAAAUUUCUCAGAAGGAAAAUGGGUCUCGAUCCAGCUUGUCAGGUAGAUAUCAUCUGUGGUGAUCACCUGCUUGAGCAGUAUCAGACUCUAAGGGAAAUCCGACGUGCAAUAGGUGAUGCAGCAAUGCAGGAUGGUCUGCUUGUCCUCCAUUAUGGUCUUGUGGUUUCUCCUCUUAAAAUAACAUGA
Molecule: messenger RNA, 1047 nt
Organism: Elephantulus edwardii (Cape elephant shrew)
Lineage: Eukaryota; Metazoa; Chordata; Mammalia; Macroscelidea; Macroscelididae
Gene: PCGF6
Product: polycomb group ring finger 6
Exons: 10
Coding region: 1-1047 (348 amino acids)
Biological process (GO): regulation of transcription by RNA polymerase II
Cellular component (GO): PRC1 complex
Source: RefSeq, a predicted model, not a curated record